GGGACUCGAGCCAGGCUCCCUCCCAGCGUGUUAUUUGCAGACCGGACUCCAGCCUCGGCGGAGCAGCCCGCCGACGGUCCGAACCCCGCUCCGCUCCGCGUCGCAGAUGUCGCUCCCCGUGGUGCUGCCCGGCUCCUGCUGCCCGGCCGGCGGGGCUCCGCCGCUGCCGGAGCCGUCUCUCCGCGGCCGAGCCCGCGGCUUGUCGGCCUCGUCGCGGCUCGCCGGCGGCGGCGGCUCUCGGCUGCUGCUGCCCGGGCGGCCGCUGCUGUCGCUGGGCUUGCUGCAGCUGCUGCUCGGCGGCUCCAUGGUGGCGCUGUCCUUCGGGGCUCUGUCCCUCAGCAGCUCGGCCCCGAUCCGGAACUCGUGUCCGUUCUGGGCCGGAUCCUCGGUCAUUCUGUCCGGCAUCGUCGGCCUCACCACAUGGAGAAAGCCCAUGCUUCUACUGGUCAACGUGUUUGUGCUGCUCUCAGUGGUGUGUGUGCUCCUGAACCUGGCUGGAUUCAUCCUCUGCUGUCAGGGAGCUCAGCUGGUUUCCAGUAUGACCAGCUGCCAGCUGAGUGAGGCUGGAGAUGUGUGUUACUGCUGCUCCCUCGCUCCUGCCUCCAAAUGUUCGGAGGAGAAGGUUCUGGAGCUGCACCCGGCUCACUCCUGCAGCACCAUGAGGAUCCUGCUCAAGAAGGUUCUGUUCGCCCUGUGCGCUCUGAACGCUCUGACCACCGCCGUGUGCCUGAUGGCAGCCGCGCUGAGAUACCUGCAGAUCUUCACUGCCAGAGCACCGUGCACGGACGAGUCAAGGACCAGUGUGGAGAACCGGGAGGAACCGCCGGAGGUCCCAGACCCAGACGACUUUGUGGCCCCGGCCCCUCCUCCCUCCUACUUCUCCACUUUCUACUCCUACACUCCUCGCCUGGCUUGUCGGAUGGUGGGGAACAGCGGGAUCCCCCUGCCUCACAUCUACGGCGCUCGGAUCAAAGGUGUGGAGGUCUUCUGUCCGUUAGACCCGCCUCCCCCGUACGAGGCUGUGGCUGUGGCCCCGCCCACUGGAACUGCACAGGAGAUUGAGUUGACCUUGGACCCCAGCAGGACUUCAAGGACUCCUGUUGAAGACGCCCAGGUGGUGCCUGGCUCGGCGGGCGCUGUGCCUCAGGUCCGGCAGCCUGCUGUGGCUCCGACCCGGAGCAGAGGAAGGAUGUGUCGCUCCCACAGUGACCCGGUGCUGAUUGACCUCGCCGCUAAAGUGUGGAACAGCAGUGGCCUGGCCCUCGCUCCUCCUGCUGCCCUGCAGACCACAGACUCGUCCACCCAGACCUCCCAGCCCACGCUGGCCCUGCAGGCCCAGGCCCAGGCCCAGGCCCAGGUCACGCUGCGACGGGGGAGAAACGGGAAGCGGACCCACCCCCGGGCUCGACCCACCUCCAUGGUGGACUACCAGAGCUACCAGCACACUCAGCACCUGGUCAGGAAGAUCCUGGAGCAGCCCGCCGCUCAGGGCUUGGCUCCCGAGGUGCAGGAGCUGGUGGACAGCAUCCGGAACGUGCUGCAGUCGGACCAGGAGCACAUGGACGAGGCCGUGCGCUGUGCCAGCUACAUAGAACAGGUGUUCAGUGAGUCAGACUUGGCGUCCGGUCGUCCCAGACCUGAGCCACAGAGCGGCGCCGGCUCCCAGACGUUUCCCCGCCCCCCCUGCAGACGAGCCGGCCUGCUCCACCUGCCGAGCUGCGGGGACCUCAGCUCCUACACCUGCGCCGCGCUGCAGCCCCCGGACCGCCCGGGACCGAGGCCGGGCUCCAGGACCGGGCCCCGGGCCGCGGCCCGCCUGGAACACCCGGAACGCGCCCACAGUCUGAUCGGCGUCUUUCGAGAGACGGUGCUUUGAAGUGACGUUCGCCGACUUUGCCUUAUGUUACUUUUCAGAGGAAGUAACCUGGACUGCAAAUCCAACCUGUGUGUGUGUGUGUGUGUGUGUGUGUGUGUGUGUGUGUGUGUGUGUGUGUGUGUGUGUGUGUGUGUGUGUGUGUGUGUGAUUUUAUAGAAUGAUGUCUGUUUGCUUUGGUAAGAAUGGCUGGAUACCUGGAAUGUGAAGUUUUUUCUAUGAUUUCUAAACAUUUACAGAUUCAGCAGUGGGGACGGUUUGUCUCGCCGUGACAGCUGUGAAGAACAGACCUGUCAUUGUUACUCAGUGUUCAGAUGUGAUGGUUACUUUCAUCACACCCAUAUUCUUAUAAACGUUAAUGCUUUAUAUUAUUGGCCUUUAAGAUCGUAAUAAACAUUUGUUUCAGAAGGAAGAGGUCAGAGUCAGUAGUAAUCAUUCAUUUGAGUUCAAGCUGAUUUUGUCAUUUCUUAGUUGCCUUUGGUCCACAGUCCAGCAGAGACGCUCUAAAACAGGGCUGUCAAACGCAGUUUCACGGAGGGCCACAGCAGGGCCUGAUUUAACUUAUAAAUGUAACUAAAUGUAACUGAAUGUAAUGCAGAAUAAAUGUAACUACUCCUUAAUGUUUAAUAACUCUGAAUGUAUUAUUUAUUCAAAUUAU
Molecule: messenger RNA, 2531 nt
Organism: Salarias fasciatus (jewelled blenny)
Lineage: Eukaryota; Metazoa; Chordata; Actinopteri; Blenniiformes; Blenniidae
Gene: entrep1
Product: family with sequence similarity 189 member A2
Exons: 11
Coding region: 107-1876 (589 amino acids)
Cellular component (GO): membrane
Source: RefSeq, a predicted model, not a curated record